Molecule: messenger RNA, 3402 nt
Organism: Nylanderia fulva
Lineage: Eukaryota; Metazoa; Arthropoda; Insecta; Hymenoptera; Formicidae
Source: RefSeq, a predicted model, not a curated record
AUGCCCGACAAAGACGAUAAUCACAAUAAAACGUAUAAAGCUUCAAAUCGAAUGGAAGACGACGAGAUCAACAAUAGACUUUCUGACAGCGAAUUUGUGACGAUGGUAACCAGAAGUACUUCACCGACACCACCAGCUUCUUCAUCCUACGUCAGAAACAGACGGGCGGAAAUCGGUAUCGUUCAUCAGAAAGAAGUGGCCAGAUCUCGAAAAUUGCCGGAUACCAUGGACGAAGAGACCCAGUGCGAACGAAUUGAAGAAACAUCGAGAUUCUCGAGGUAUGGAAACAAUAGAGUGUCCGGUUCACCCUGGUCAACGUACCUGGAUAAGUAUUCGUCGAACGCAACGUCAGUUGGAGGCCCAUCUAUGUAUUCUUCCAGAGGAUUCGCCAAUGCAAGCUCUGCCAGUGGUAGAUUCAAUAGCUUCGCAUACGCGAGAACGAACGAAGCUCAGACUAACGCGAGAAAUGAGUCUACUGCCAAGGAAUCGUCGAAUUCUAGUCAAGAAACUCAUAGUUUCAACAACAGAAAUCAAAACGAGAAAGUUUCUAGCGGCUUCAAAUACAUGACUAGCAAUGAAAAUUCAACGUCCAAUGAUGCAAACGAAUCGUCGAGCGCGCAAAAUAUUCAUGCCACGAAUAAAGAAAUAAGUGAAAGUAGAAUUCGAGAUAGCAAACAGAGUUCCUGCGAAGAACGGAAAACUGAAAUGGGCGGGAAUCCUGAUAGCUCCAGAAUUUUCAACCAGAAUGUUGCAUUUCACCGCAAAGAUAAUUCAGUGGAGAAUACCCAGGAAAGCAAUGAUAGUCGUGAAGAUUGGAAUAACAGACAAAGUUCUACCUCGAGGUGUGAUGAAUGUAAUCAAAGAAAAUCUUCUAUUUCGCGAGUUGGACGUAGUUCGCCAAAGAGCGAGGUAAAAAUUUCCAAAUGUUCUUCAAAGCCUGAAAUAAUAUCACCGAAACGAGAAGGAUAUUGUGAAAGGAGAGGAUCCACUCCAAAAUCUGAUGCCAGUUCUUCUUCGAAGAACGAGGAACCUCUUCGAAUUGUUGAAGGACAUUGUCAAAAUCAAAGUGAAGAAGUUAUUUCUGAAAAGCGUGAUACUUCGCAGAGAAAAGAUUCUACAUUGAGUGGUUCUUCACAAAGUCGUUCGACACCACAGUCCCGGAAUGGAUUGACCAGGAAUAUGUCGCGUCAAAUGACGCGGAAUGGUUCGUCAGACGGAUCCUUUGUAAAUAUGCCAAUUGGCAGAUCGAAAUCAUCGUCAACUAAUUCAAUGACGAGUCAGGGUACAAAAAUAAAGACGACGACACUGCCCUCGUCCGGCAAAUCAUCCGGCGGUUUGGUUCCGCCAUCAGUAAAUGUACGACAAGGCGGUUCGCCGGACGCUCGCGGCAAACCACCUGUGCCGAAAAAUGAUACUACGACCGCUGUCACAUCGAAAUCCAUCGUGGCAACGAAGUACGUGAACAAAGAUUUCCGCAAGUCGACCUUGAACAUGGAGAACGGCGAUUCCUCGCGCUCCAAGUGCACGAGAAGAAAAAAGAGCCAAAGAACCAUCUGCGUCAACUCCAAGAAUGCCGAAACGACCACGGAAUACAUUCCUCAGACUGUCUCUUCGGACUCUUCGAUGAAGUCUGAUCAUCAUCAAUCGAAAUUGCUGACUCUUUCAGGAAGAUCGAAGCAUACACUCGGAAGGAGCGGUUCGAGUGGCUCGAUGAAAUGGAAGGAAUCGAGAGGCGAAUCAAAGUCACCCUGCGGAACAAAAAAGAGGCCAUCUAAGAUGUCUGUUUCCAGCAAUAGUAGCCGGUCGACCUCCGCAAAUUCUUCCAGCAGCGACGAUGAUGAUGAACAUGCAGACAGGUCGAAUUCGAAACGGAGAAGAAAACGAGCGUCGGAAUCGCCCAAGUCGCUUGAAAAAAGAGGUAAGAUCAGUGCAGGAUCAUCAAGAACAAGUGUGCUAAUGUCAUCGGCUGAUGAGCUAUCCAUGAUGACAGAGAAACCACCCAGGCCACCGUCUAGUCCAAGAUCGAGAAGUGAUCGCGCUGCAAAAACAGAAGAGGCCAAGUCGUUUCUGAUGAGAGCUUUAGCACCAGUAACGAAUUUUUUUAAGAACAGGAGUCAAGAUUCGGGUGAUGCAAGUAAAGGUAGUUGGGUUGAUUCCAAUGAAGAGAACUACGAAAUUUGUAACAAGUCGGGACAGUCAUUGUCAGCCUCAAAAUCAAUCAGCCAGAAUCUGCCAAAAGAAGCUAGUUUUAAUAAUAUUAAUUCCGAGAGAAAUGACGAAAUAAAAAGAAACCAUACAAGGAUUCAGCAUCAGUCUUCUGACGAGAAACCAUGGUGGUUGGAUUCAAAUUCUGAUAACGUUCCAGAGGGAGUUGAAAAAGCUCGAUGGAACGAAGACAUCAGUCAAGACACAACAAUCAGCACAGCCUUACCGGACGAUGGAAAGUGUAAGCUGAAAUUUUGGAGACAAGAAUCGGGAGAACGGGCCUGGUGGUUGGAUGACGUUUCAGCGGAAGCUGAAACAAAGAGAUCACCCUCAUCGGCAUCUCCCGUUUCGAGACGAGGAUCUAAUCGGAGCAGUUUUCGAUCAGCCGAUCGACGAAACCGUAUCAAGCACCAGCAGUCCGGUGAACGAGCUUGGUGGAUGAGCGAUGAUCCCGAGAACGUCCCGGAAGGUAUUGAGGUCAUCCCUGCGACAUUUCCCGAUAGUCAAAGUGUUGACAAACCUGAUAACUUCGCCGACAACGGGAGUCUCGGCUCUUCAAAGCCGCUUAAGAAGAUCCGGCACAUAGAAUCUGGGGAGAAGGCUUGGUGGAUGGACAGUUCCUCGAAUAUUCCUGACGGGAUCGUCAGGAUUCCCGUGGAAACCAACAGCACUUCCGACUCCUCCGAGUCUUACGAGAAGAUCGAUAUCGGCGUUAACUCUGAACCUGAAUCGCGCGCGAAGAGAAGCCUCUCUAGAUUCCCUAUCGAAUUUCCGCCACCACCAUCCGAGGAGCCGUUAGGAGAUCGCGCGAGUCCAGAAGGGGUCGAAAAUCCACCUGACCCGCCAGACAAUUAUAAUGGACGAGACUCACCUUAUGACAAUGUGCCGACAACUCGAAGAUUAUCACCAAGGAAACGACCCUCCACAUUACCAUUGUUCAUUGGUCAGCAUACUGACAUCGAUGACGUGCUCGGUGAUACAAAUACCCUCUGCCACAGUCCUGUUCUCUCCCGUGUUCGUAAACAGGAACGCGUCGAAGAGGAUUCUUUUGAAAACAGCUCAGAGUGUGAAGAAAUAGAUGCAACUCAAGUAAUUAUUCAUGACAGCACGCCAAAAACACCGGUGAUUCAACGAAGAAAUCGAGACAAUAAGAGGAUUCAACCCGAUGGCUACAUCCCGGUAAGUUUUGUCGUGUAA